CUAGGGAAUAGAAAUAGAAAAAAACUAUUUCUGAAUAGAAAUUGUUUUUAGGAACAGAAAUUUUACUAAACCAACCCCUAAUAGUCUAUUUCUGUAAUCAUUUAUAGUCAUGAGGUGACAAUACAUUACUAUAAAUGAUUUUAUGGAUAGCAAUGAAUAGUUGAUGUGAAAAAUAUUUGGCCCUUUUAGUAUCUUGUGGAGAUUAAUAAAAAACAAUGGCACCUUGCUACAGGGGUAUAUUAAAAAAAUACUGUUAAAAAAGGUGGAGGUGGCUAAUCCAAUAAGAAGCCUCUUUUUCCUAGUGAGAUUCUCAGCAACUUCAAGUGAGUAAAACUUGUUGACUUCAUGUAGUAUAUGCCUUGAUCAAUCUUAUAUAUACUCUUAAUCAGUUAACUUGAAGGAGAAAUAUUUCUCAUGACAAAGCUCCUAAGUUUGAUAUGCUUGCUUCGUUUUUCCCCUUGUGCUUUCAUGGGCAAUGAAACAUGCGGAGAUGGAAGCUCUUGAUGUUCUUCUUGUACGGUGGCAGAGGACUGGAUUUUCGACUGCAGAAGUUGCAGAGGUUUUCAGCAUGCUCCCUUUAUGUGACAUGUGAACCAUGCAUAAUGUGUGCAGCAGCAUUAUCGAUCAUUGGUACAUCCGAAGUAUAUUAUGGCUGUGCAAAUGAUAAAUUUGGAGGCUGUGGCUCAAUAAUGUCGUUGCAUUCAAUUAGCUCUGAGGCACACAUUAGUAUUGGGAAUUCUGGAUCAAAGGGUUUCAAAUGCUGUGGAGCUCCAAAGCCUCACAGUUCACGGGUUACUCAGGCUUCUCAUUAGAUCUACGUGCAUUGAUUCUUCCUGUUGAAUCUUCUUAUGCCUUUGCACAACUAGAAUUUCAUCAAGGGACCUAAGAAAGGAAGCGUGAUGCAUGUCCGGAUCAGUUUUUGCCUUGAUGUUCAUGUGUUUACUGAGGAUUGCAGCUGUGAUCACAAGUACAUUUCACGCUUUUAACUUGAUUAUCAGAUUGUAAGAUAAUUUAUGGCAUAACCCUGUGUAGGCAUCACCUUUUUGAUGCUAAUUUUUGUUAUCAAAAUAUUCUAUAAUCUAGCUUGAUUUUUUUAUGAGCUUUCGAAGUUUGAGGUA
This is a messenger RNA of Syzygium oleosum, 1118 nucleotides long. RefSeq names its product tRNA-specific adenosine deaminase TAD2-like. Bases 483 to 812 code for a protein of 109 amino acids. The transcript has 5 exons. The record is from RefSeq and is a predicted model, not a curated record. NCBI's taxonomy places the organism in Eukaryota, Viridiplantae, Streptophyta, Magnoliopsida, Myrtales, Myrtaceae. Gene Ontology annotation, molecular function: tRNA-specific adenosine-34 deaminase activity. Gene Ontology annotation, biological process: tRNA wobble adenosine to inosine editing.